AUGAGCACCCAAGACACCCUAAGACCUUCUCGGCGAUUCGCCCUUCUCACAUCUCGUCUCAUUCUUAUACCGACGCCAUUAGCCAUCUCAAUACCAUCUUAUGUCAAUCUGUACGCUGACCUCCACGCCAAUGCCGCUUUCUGCAGCAUGGGGUUCGGCAAUGCUUUCCCUGUUCAGACGCGAACCCAAGAACAGAUGCAGGAAGUGAUUGCCACGCGAGACAUUGCUCGAUCCUGGGACAAGAGAGCGAUUGGCGAUUUCGCAGUAGGCCGACGAUCAAAGUUACAAAUAAAGGAUACAACAGGCCGGAAACUGGUGGAUGCGACCAAUACAGUAGUGGUCAUUGAUGAAAAUGACAUUGACGGUGUCUGUCAGACGCUUGACGAUAUUGAGUGGCUGGGUUACGCGGGUGUCCGUGACGCUACUACAACCUCUCUUCCUCCACGCAAUGCCUCGGAUGCUCCGCUACCGCCAUGGGAAGAGAUGGUUGAACUGCGUUACGGUGUUGCACCAUCCUGCUGGGGCCAAGGCGUAGCUCGCGAAGCUGCGGAAGCAGUCAUGCAAUGGGCAGCCACUGAAAGAGGCGUGAAAAGAUUCAUUGCUGAGACAGAAAAAGAAAAUGCGAGAAGCGGAAGAGUGUUGGAGAAGAUGGGGUUCAAGAAGAGUGGUACUGAGUAUUGGAAGGAUGAGGAUGAGGUAGAGUGGGAGAGGGAUGCCGCGAGUCUUUGGUAG
Alternaria postmessia is the source of this 732-nucleotide messenger RNA. RefSeq lists its product as uncharacterized. The transcript has a single exon. Lineage: Eukaryota; Fungi; Ascomycota; Dothideomycetes; Pleosporales; Pleosporaceae. The record is from RefSeq and is a predicted model, not a curated record. The coding region runs from base 1 to 732 and encodes 243 amino acids. Gene Ontology annotation, molecular function: acyltransferase activity, transferring groups other than amino-acyl groups.